Acanthosepion pharaonis is the source of this 756-nucleotide messenger RNA. Lineage: Eukaryota; Metazoa; Mollusca; Cephalopoda; Sepiida; Sepiidae. The record is from the annotation of a GenBank genome assembly.
AUGGCAAGUGACCGAACAAAGAUUGCCGUUCAACUCAACUUCUUUUCCUCGUCAUUUUUAACUUGUUUGUUUUUAUGGCUUCAUUAUUUUCUUUCUUUCUUCAUAACUCUGGUCCGAAUUUUCUUCCUUUCUUUUCUUCUUUCUUCCGAUUUUCCUUCUUUUUCUUAUUCUUUCCUUUCUUCCUUCUUUUCGUUCCUCCUCUCCUCUUACAUUCCUUCCUUACUUCCUCCCCUUCUUCCAUUUUUAUUUUCUUUCUUUUUUUUUCUUUUAUUUCUUCCCUUUGUUCUUUCAUCUUUCUUUCCUGUCGUCCUUCGUUCUUUCUUUCAACCUCUUCUUCCUUUCUCACUUUUCUAUUCGUUCAUUUUUUUUUUUCCUCUUCUAUCUUCCUACUGUCUUCUCUCUUCACUUUUUCCUUUCCGUUCUUCUUUUCUUCCUAUCUUUCUUUCAUUUCUUCCUUCAUUCAUUCUUUCCUUCUGUCAACAAGCCGUAAAAAACGAAUCGAUCAAUUCUUUCUAUCUCGCUGGAUUUUCCCUUCCAUCUUUCUUUCUUCCUUUCUUUUCUUUCGCAUUUACUAUCUUCUUUCUUUCUUAUUUACUGUUUUCCUUCUUUCUUUCUUUUUUACUUUCUUAUUUACUGUAUUCCUUCUUUCUUCUUUCGUUUUUCUUUCAUAAAUACUGUAUCCCUUCUUUCUUCUUUCUUUCUUUCUUUCUUUCUUUCUUUCUUUCUUUCUUUCUUUCUUCGUUUCUUUCUUAUUGA